Messenger RNA from Paralichthys olivaceus (Japanese flounder), 1365 nucleotides. NCBI's taxonomy places the organism in Eukaryota, Metazoa, Chordata, Actinopteri, Pleuronectiformes, Paralichthyidae. The record is from RefSeq and is a predicted model, not a curated record.
AAAAGGACUCUGAGACUGAAGGCACUGAAAUGAACUUGUACUAUUUAUACUAAUGAUACUGGAUGUGAUCCACCUCCUGCCUCACAGAGACAGUCCACCUCACGUCCCUGCAGAAGAGCUCUCCACCGACACAGUGAUCCAGGUCAUCAGUAACAUGACCCAGACCAUCAGGCUGCACUUCCCCAACCUGACGGUCUAUCCUGCCCUGGGGAACCACGACUACUGGCCACAGGACCAGAUGCCGGCCGUCACUAAUGCCAUUUACGAAGCUGCUGCCCAACUGUGGAAGCCCUGGCUGCAGAAUGAAGCUCUGCUCACACUCUCCCAAGGUGGUUUCUACUCUCAGCUGGUAAAGCCUGGUUUGCGGGUGGUCAGUCUCAACACUAUCCUUUACUACGGACCUAAUAAAGUCGCAAGUAACAUGACGGACCCUGCGGGACAGUUCGAGUGGCUGGAGAAGACUUUAGAGAAAGCUGCUCAGAGUCAGGAGAAGGUGUACGUUAUUGCCCAUGUACCAGUGGGGUACCUGCCCUUCACACAAAGCAUCACCGCUAUAAGAGAGAGCCACAAUGAGAGGCUGGUUUCCAUCUUCAGGAAGUACAGUUAUGUCAUCGCAGGUCAAUUCUAUGGCCACACCCACCGUGACAGCAUCAUGGUGCUGCUGGACAAAAAAGGUAAACCACUGAAUUCUCUUUUCGUGUCACCGGCUAUCACACCGAUCAAACACGUUUUGGAGCCGUACUCUAACAACCCGGCUUUCCGCAUGUACUUGUACAACGCCAAGGAUUACGCUAUGUUGGAUAUCUGGCAGUACUAUUUGAAUCUGACGGAAGCCAAUGAGAAACAAAGACCUGACUGGAGGCUUGAAUAUAUCAUGACUGAAGCGUUUGGACUGACUGACCUGCAGCCACAAAGCCUGCUGCAGCUGGGCCUGAGCUUCAGGCUGCCGCAGACCAAGGCCUUUGACAAGUACUUCAGGAACUUCAUGGUGAGCUACAGCAGCAGAAUCAUCUGUGAGGGCGAGUGUAAGGUCAACCAGGUGUGUGCUGUGCUCUACCUGGACCAAGCGUCCUACUCCAAAUGUGUCGCCAAGGGAGAAUGGUAACGUGAAGCUGGAUCCGAGUGAUGGACUCUGAAAGGAUUUGUCUCAGGUGUCGUUUUUUAAUUUUUUGAAAUGAUUUAUUUUUUUACAAUGUUUUCUCAUAAAUGUUGUAAACAUGACAUUUGAAGUAUUCUGGAUUUCCUCCAAGCUUUUAAUUCAUCAGGUGAUUUAAAAAAAAAAAAAAUGUUGGCAUCAAAACCAAAUCCACUGUUACAUUCCCUCAUUCACAAUUACAAAAUUAAAAAUCUAUUUGUCUAAAAAUA